Coniosporium apollinis CBS 100218 is the source of this 3579-nucleotide messenger RNA. RefSeq lists its product as uncharacterized. Lineage: Eukaryota; Fungi; Ascomycota; Dothideomycetes. The coding region runs from base 1 to 3579 and encodes 1192 amino acids. Gene Ontology annotation, molecular function: sterol binding. Gene Ontology annotation, cellular component: Golgi membrane; endoplasmic reticulum membrane. The transcript is spliced from 5 exons. The record is from RefSeq and is a predicted model, not a curated record. Gene Ontology annotation, biological process: SREBP signaling pathway.
AUGACGCUGCAGCAGGAUCAGAACAAGGACCUCGAAGUGGAGGAAGCUGAGAGGCACUCUCCACUCGGGCCCGGUGUUAGAAGUAGGUACCUAUUGUAUCCCUUCCGAGGAACGGCAGAACCACCACAGCUAGCCCCCACUCACCCGAUCCGGAAGGCUUUCUACCGUUAUGGCAUAACAACCGCGCGGCAUUGGCUGCUUUCGAUCCUCCUCUCUGUCGCGACAGCAGUCCUGCUCUGCUACCCAGUACUGUUCCUUUACGACAACCCUACAGCAGGGUCCUAUCAGCUCCCGCAUCAUGUCUGGACGUCGGCCAGAGUAUUCGAGGGCGGCGAAGAGACGCGCGCCGAUGUGGCCAUGCGGCAGGUCUGGGUGCACGGGGACUACAUGGGUGCCCUGAACCACCGAGUGCUUGAGGAUGCCCUUUCCAUACAAGAUUAUCUUAUCGGAGGCUCUUUUGGUCAGCAGAGUAUUGAAGUGCCUGAGUUGAGGCCAAAUGGGAGUACCGAGAAGAUUGUCCUCAAUUCCUGCGGGUCUUUCCGACCGGGGCAGAACAACUCUUGGGGGUUUCAUUCACCUCUCAUGUACUGGAACUGCUCGUCGGCGGCCAUAAAAGCCGACACGGAUCUGCUCAAGACUAUUAACGAGCAACCCCACCGUCAAUCCUUCCUCAACUUCACGCUGCGUCUGCCGUCCGUAUUUGCUGGCAAGUCGUUCGAGAACAACAAACUACUGGCGGCUGAUGCUCUCGUGAUCACGCUGUUCGACAGGUCUGGGCUUGAUAUGGGCGAUGAGUGGGAUGCGCGCUCAGCAGCACUGGUGAGGAACGCCUCCGGGCGGUGGUCAUUCUAUCCAGAGAGCGGAAAGACAGCCCGGAGUCAGCUUUACGAGUUUCGCUUCCGCCCAGUAAGCUGGAUCGAUGACUUUAUCAUGGCGCUGGCGUACGGUCUUAUGGCCUUUCAUGUGGUCGUGAGCUUGAGGAAGCUUCGCGCUGUCAAGAGCUGGGUUGGCCUAGGUCUAACGGUCAUCAGUCAAAUUGCCAUUUCGGUCAUUGCCAGUUUUACUAUAUGUGGGAUGCUCAGAAUCAACUUGACGCAAAUACCCCGAGAAGCAUAUCCCUUCGUGGUCUUUGCAAUCGGUCUUGAAAACAUGUUCCGGCUCAUUAAUGCUGUUCUCGCAAACCCGCCAGAAAUGCCCACCAUCAGUCGCGUCGGCAACGCUCUGGGUGACGUAGGCCAUCUCUCCCUUGCAGCUGUCGCCCAGAAUCUCGCCCUUCUGUGGCUCCUGUCUAGGGUCGUCUCGCCUGGUGUUGCGGCCUUUUGCGCUUUCGCAGCAGUCGCGCUGGUUUUCGACUUUGUGUUUCAUCUGACGUUCUUUGUCCCUGUGCUUAGUGUUGAUGUGCGAAGAACGGAGCUUCAGGACUUCCUGGAUAAGGCCAAUCUAGCGCAAGCCAAAGCAAAGACUCCAAAGCAAGAGCAGCAGACAUGGAUCCACGCUUUGCUUCAAGGCAAGCUUCCGGUCAGUACCAGGAUCGCUGGCUCCGCUGCCAUGAUGUGCUUCGUUGUCGCGCUCAACUGGCACUUCUUUGAUAGCGAGAACAGCGCCUUGUCAGUUCUACAGCUGUUCCGCCUCAUGCGUGCGGCGAAGAAGCUACGCGCUCAUCGAGACCCUCUGGCAAUACCACCACCCAUCAACCAAGCGCGGACGCCGGCUGCAUGGUUGCGCAUGCAAGAUUACGACACUGCAAGGGAGUUUGUUCAUUUUGUAAAGCCACACGGACACAGCUUCGUUGUCCGUCUAUACGAGCCGCUCACAGUAGUCAUGAAAGGUGCUAAUCGGAGAGGCGCCAUGGAUGAGUCGAGUUCCUUCCUAGUUGCGCUCCGCAAAAUAGCGGACGAGCAUUUCUUUCCUAUCGCUUUGGCAAUCGUCUUCGCUAUAGCCAUCGUCACACUGUUGAUGAACUACCUGCUCUGGAAUGAGCUGUCAGAAGAGGAACCCGAGGUUGAGGAUUACGUGGACCCUGUCAUUUCAAUUAAUACUCUUCCGAAGUCGCAUGCGCUCGACAUUGUAAAACUCACAGCAUGCAGAAGGGGCCAUGUCGUUUCUGUAAGCUUGGAUCGGUCGACGUCGAUCUAUCUUCUCGACGCCAGGUCCAAGGCGUAUUCUCAUAUAUCCCUGAAGACGGCAAGCAUGUCUCCACCAUUAUGGCCGAUCAUCGCUACUGCCAUCGACGAGACGGGACAGUGGCUUGCCCUAUGUACAGAUACUGGAAGGCUUGCCUUCUGGAACUUCGUUGAACGCCGCUUUUUGCACUCUGUUGCUAUCUGCCUGAGAGGUCACCUGCCUCUAAUGUUCUCCUUUGCGGCACUACAGUCUGACGAUGCUGAAAGACUCAAUCUCAUCAUCACCACUUCGGACGGCUGGAUUACCGAUGUAGAGCUUUACUCGAGUCACGUGGAGAAACACCAAAUCCACGACAGCCAUAUCCUCUCCUCAAGCCUGUCGGGCUGCAUCAAGGAUCAGAUCAACAUCCUGAGCAUUUCGAGAGGAUCCCGAGUUUGGCUGACCACUCGGAGGCUCGACGGCGAAUGGACAUCUGAAAUCCUGAGUUGUUUCGGACCACGACCUACAGUUGACAAUAAAACUCCAAAGUACAAGUCAGCAAUAGAUGUCCUAGGGUUGUGCAUGUUUGCGCUUACGGGGCCUUGCGCGAUAGACCUGAUCUGUCCUCGCUCCCGCACUCGUUUCUACACUCUGAGGACCGGCCAUAUGAAAGGUGGCUCUCUUCGCGUCUUGCCCUCACAGCGACAGACAUGUCCAACAUGCAGCGCGCCAGCAGUUCACUCCCUCUGCCUCGUAUAUACUGACUCGGAAGCGCAGGAUUGUGUCAUGCGCACCUACCAGAUGGACGAUGAGCCAAGCUCACUCAUCUGUCUCCGCCCGCCUCUAGACGAUGAAUCCCGUGCCUGCCAGGGACUCGAAAGCGCGAUGUCGUUGGAGCAUCGGGUCGAGCAGCCUGGCGUGUGGGGAGCCACCCUCGCCCAGUCCAUUAUUGGUAUCCGUCAGCGGUCCUUAUCGCGUGUUCCAUCACCGGCAUCCACCACUUCGGACACCAAAGGCAACCUCUCAUCGGCUCCUCCCAACGGCUAUACCAACGGCGCCCUCAAACACCGCCACGCUUCUCCGCCCUCGAGCCCCGAGGCCCCCAAAGCGAACCACACGCGCCCACCAGCCGCAUUAUCGGACACCAACGUCUGGGAAGCCUGGACCCUCUCCGCGACCGGCGAAUUCCACGCGACACCCCUACUCUCUUUAGAAUCUCGCCGCGAUGCCGAAUCUUCUUACCCCGGCUUCGAUGCCGCCGCGUCAGACCCGGACGCCGAAGAGCAGCUCUUCGUCGCCAACCCGGGCCCCAUCGCGCGCCUGGGGAAGCGUAGUAUUGCCAUCGGCUUCGGGAACACGGUCAAAAUCCUGAGUCUCGGGAACGAGCGGUUCGAGGAAGACGGGAAUGCUCGACCGGGCCCGGCGUUGGCGAGUAGUAAGUGGAGGAAGAAGUGCUUCACCAGGAAGACGUUGUGA